This is a messenger RNA of Henningerozyma blattae CBS 6284, 2841 nucleotides long. RefSeq names its product trifunctional formate-tetrahydrofolate ligase/methenyltetrahydrofolate cyclohydrolase/methylenetetrahydrofolate dehydrogenase ADE3 (gene ADE3). The transcript has a single exon. The record is from RefSeq and is a predicted model, not a curated record. Gene Ontology annotation, molecular function: methylenetetrahydrofolate dehydrogenase (NADP+) activity; methenyltetrahydrofolate cyclohydrolase activity; formate-tetrahydrofolate ligase activity. Bases 1 to 2841 code for a protein of 946 amino acids. Gene Ontology annotation, cellular component: cytosol. Gene Ontology annotation, biological process: tetrahydrofolate interconversion. NCBI's taxonomy places the organism in Eukaryota, Fungi, Ascomycota, Saccharomycetes, Saccharomycetales, Saccharomycetaceae.
AUGAGUGCCGAAUUGAAAGAAUUGUAUAAGAAUAAGUUGAUUGAUGGGAAGAAACAUGCAGCCAGCAUCCGUUCUGAGAUCAAACGUAAUAUUGAAACUUCCAAUAUCAAACCCACAUUGGCCAUUGUUCAAGUUGGAAACAGACCAGACUCUAGUCUAUAUGUCCGUAUGAAGAAAAAAUCUGCUGCAGAGUCUGGAAUUAAGGCAGUACAUCAUCUCUUGUCUGAUUCUGUGUCUCAAGAAAGUUUGCUCACUUUAAUUGAUUCAUUGAAUAAUAAUAAUAAAGUUAACGGUAUUAUCGUGCAAUUGCCAUUACCAAAACAUUUAAAUGAGGAUGAAAUUACAGAAAGAGUCAUCACUUCCAAGGAUGUGGAUGGGUUUGGUCCAGAUAACAUUGGUGAAUUGCAUCGUCGUAACGGUGUUCCAUUGUUUGAACCUUGUACUCCAAAGGGGAUUAUUACACUUUUGGAUCGUGAAAAUGUUCAAAUUAAGGGGGCCAAUGCUCUAGUCAUCGGUAGAUCCGAUAUCGUAGGUGGUCCAGUGGCUGCUUUAUUACAAAAGAGAGAUGCUACAGUUACCAUUGCCCAUUCUAAGACUGAUCAUGCUACUUUGGUUAAUUUCAUUAGAAACGCAGAUAUUAUUGUUGUAGCUGUAGGUGUGGCUAAUUUCUUAUCUGAAGAAUUAUGGAAGGAAGCUGAUAAUACAAGAAACCCUGUUAUUAUCGAUGUAGGUACUAAUUAUAUUCCAGAUGAGACCAAAAAAUCAGGUUCCCGUUGUGUAGGUGAUGUGGAUUUCAAUAAUGUUAUUCCUAAUGUUAGUAAAGUUACUCCAGUUCCAGGUGGCGUUGGUCCAAUGACUGUGGCUUGUCUAUUACAAAAUACAUGGAUUGCUGCAAAGAGAGCUGCUUCUAAAUAUGAUACAGGUUUAAAGACUUUAUCUCCAGUACCAUCAGAUCAUGAAAUUUCUCGUCAAGCUAUUCCAACUGAAAUUACUCAAAUUGCAUCCAUGGCUAAAGUACCCAGAGCUCGUAUUAUUCCUUACGGUUCUACAAAGGCAAAGAUUGAUAUAUCUUAUUUGAAAAAAAUUAAUAAACCUCCAGUGAAAAGAGGGAAAUAUAUAGUCGUUACUGGUAUAACUCCAACACCUUUGGGUGAAGGUAAGAGUACAACUACAAUUGGUCUUGCUCAAGCUUUAGGUGCUCAUUGUAAUCAAUUAGCCAUUGCUACUGUUCGUCAACCUUCAAUGGGCCCAACAUUUGGUGUUAAAGGUGGUGCUGCAGGUGGUGGAUAUGCGCAAGUUAUUCCAAUGGAAGAUUUCAAUUUACAUAUGACUGGUGAUAUUCAUGCUGUCGCUAUGGCAAACAAUUUAUUAGCUGCUGCUAUCGACACAAGAAUCUUCCACGAAUCUACCCAAACCGAUGCCGCCUUAUUUAAAAGAUUGUUGAAAACUGAUAACAAUGGUAAAAAGAUCUUGGAUCCUGUUUUAUCAAGAAGAUUGGCAAAAUUCAAUAUUCAAAAGACUAAUCCUGAUGAUUUGACUCCAGAAGAAAUUACAAAAUUGGUUAGAUUAGAUAUAGAUCCAAAUUCCAUCACUUGGAAACGUGUCGUUGAUAUUAAUGAUAGAUUUUUGAGAAAAAUUACCAUUGGUCAAAAUGCAACUGAAAAGGGUUUAACAAGAGAGACUGGGUUUGAUAUUGCUGUUGCAUCGGAAUGUAUGGCCAUUUUAGCCUUAGCUACUUCUUUAGAUGAUUUACGUGAAAGAUUAAGUAAGAUUGUUAUUGGUAGUUCCAAAGAUGGUUCUCCAAUUACUUGUGAUGAUAUUGGUUGUGCUGGUGCAAUGACUGCCUUAUUAAAGGAUACUAUCAAUCCAAAUAUGAUGCAAACUUUGGAGAAGACACCUGUCUUAGUUCAUGCUGGUCCUUUUGCCAAUAUCUCUAUCGGUGCUUCUUCUGUCUUGGCUGAUAAAUUAGCUUUGGAUUUAACUUCCGUUAAAGAAGGUGAAGAUUCUAAUUCCAAGCCAGGCUAUGUCAUCACUGAAGCAGGUUUCGAUUUUACUAUGGGUGGUGAAAGAUUCUUAAACAUCAAGGCAAAAACUUCAAACAUUAUUCCAGAUGUAGUUGUUAUUGUUGCUACAGUUCGUGCUUUGAAAGUUCAUGGAGGUGGUGCUCCAAUUAAACCAGGCGCUUCUUUACCAAAGGAAUAUAAGGAAGAAAAUUUGGAAAUCUUAGAAAAGGGUUGUUCUAAUUUAGUGAAACAUAUUCAAAAUGCCAAAUCAUUCAAUUUACCAGUUGUUGUAGCUGUUAAUAGAUUUAGUACUGAUACUGAUACUGAAUUAGAAUUGGUUAAAAAAAUCUCUGUGGAAGCCGGUGCUUCAGAUGCUAUCAUUGCCAACCAUUGGGAACAAGGUGGUGAAGGUGCUGUUGAUUUAGCUCGUGGUAUUAUGGAAGUUUGUGAAAAUGAAUCAAAUCAAAACUUUAAAUUUACUUAUGACUUGAAUUCAAGCAUCGAAGAAAAAAUCGAUACCAUUGCUACCAAAAUGUACAACGCUAAAGAUGUUGAAUUUUCAGAUUUAGCAAAGGAAAAAUUACAAUUAUACAAGUCUCAAGGUUAUGAUAAGUUACCAAUUUGUAUUGCAAAGACUCAAUAUUCUUUAUCCCAUGAUCCAAACUUGAAAGGUGUUCCAUCAGGCUACACACUACCUAUCAGAGAUAUUAAAGCUGCAGCAGGUGGUGGUUACUUAUUUGCAUUGGCCGGUGAUAUUAUGACUAUUCCAGGUUUACCAACCCGUCCAGGUUAUAUGAACAUUGAAGUGGUAGAUGGAGAAAUUGAAGGUAUGUUUUAA